Raphanus sativus (radish) is the source of this 1702-nucleotide messenger RNA. RefSeq lists its product as uncharacterized. Gene Ontology annotation, molecular function: zinc ion binding. The coding region runs from base 537 to 1532 and encodes 331 amino acids. Lineage: Eukaryota; Viridiplantae; Streptophyta; Magnoliopsida; Brassicales; Brassicaceae. The record is from RefSeq and is a predicted model, not a curated record. The transcript has 4 exons.
UUAAUACUUAUCAUCAUCGUUUUCUUUGCGAAAUAUGGACAGUUUUAUUUUCUCGAGUAAACGUUAUACAAAGUGAAAAGAAACAAAAUAAAAAGAAUCUUAAAAGAAAAAAACCACUCAGCUCUCCGCACCAUGUAUAGUGGGAAGAACUCUUUUUCGAAUCUGAACGUCUUUUAAGCUCAAAAAAGACGAGCAUUCCCCAGAAAGACAUCCUGUCACCUAAUCCCCGGAACUCGAGGAAGAAAGAACCCAGAUAUGAACAGAGAUUGGGUUUUCUAAAGGUUCCAACUCUUUUUCUUGCCCAGAUUUAACAGAGGAGCUCGCUUGAAAGAAUGCAAAACAGGCCAUCGCUCUCUCUUGCUUGUUGUCUUACAGAUUGUUUCUCUUUCAGCGUGAUUCUAUAGAUACAUUGAAGUCCUUUUUUGUUUUAUUGGAUCUUGAACUGUCUUAUCAAUGUCCAUAAAGUAGAAUAUUAUUAGGAGUUGAGCUUAUUUGUGGUCUUGUGAAGAGAUAAAGAUUUUUCUAUUCCUGGCUUGAUGGGUAAAGAGAAUCAGUUGGAGACAGGAGUCAAUGAUCACGAUUGUCCACCGAUCAAGAACGAGGAACUAGCAGCUGUGGCGCGUUACAGUACAGACAGUGACUCCGGGUUACCGACUUGUCGUGUAUGCCAUUCUGCAGAAUCCGACAAACGAGGAGAUACUGCCUUAGGGUUCUUGGGGAUCACUCCUACCGUUCUUCUUCCAGAAGCUCUUAAAACCGAAACAGUUGAUGAUGAUGAUGAUGUCAGCAAAGCUACAGAGGCUGCUGAGCAGAAGAGUUCCAUCGUCAAUGAUAUCGAAAUGGGAAUGGUGCAGCACCAGGAUCCAUUGAUUGAGCUUGGAUGUUCUUGCAAGAACGAGCUUGCUUUGGUACACUACGCUUGCGCGCUCAAAUGGUUUCUCAACCACGGAUCAACCGUGUGUGAAAUCUGUGGGAUAGCUGCUGAGAAUAUAAAAACCGCUGACUUCAACAAAGUGGUCAUUGCCUUGAGAGAUUACACGGCGCUGCAUACAGAUUCAACUGUAGAUACAGAUGAAGCUGCUGGCAUUAGAAGGCAAAGGCUAAGUGAGAUAUCUUCAUGGUUUGGCCCCCAUGCCCUUAAUAACAACAACAACAACAGUAGUAGCUCUGCUGCAGCUUCUCAGGCUAUGCCUGAACAACCUUUAGGUGCUGUGAACUUUGGUGUCUUGCCUAUGGAGAACCGUGCAACUAAAUGGGCUGUGGAAGGUACAGGGAUUCUUCUUGCUACCGGUUUGCUCACUGUUACUUUGGUCUGGAUCAUUGCUCCUCGUGUUGGAAAGGAGACUGCUAGGAGUGGACUUCAUAUCCUUCUUGGUGGUCUAUGUGCUUUAAUAAUAGUCAUCUUCUUCAGAUUUGUUGUGCUCACUAGGAUCAGGUAUGGUCCUGCACGCUACUGGGCAAUCUUGUUCAUCUUCUGGUUUCUUGUGUUUGGUAUUUGGGCUUCUCGUUCCAGUUCUCACAAUAACUCUUGAAUCCAUCAUCACCUCUCUGCUCUCUCUCUCUCUCUCUCUCUAAAGUCUUUGUAAUCUUUACAAAAAUGUACAUUUGUUUCAUCAAAAGAUAAAUAAGCUCAUGCUCAUUGAUUAUGAUGAAUACAUAUAUGGUCACUGUUUGUAUCAAGAAUCUGAAGUUGAUUGUCUCA